Molecule: messenger RNA, 6137 nt
Organism: Dicentrarchus labrax (European seabass)
Lineage: Eukaryota; Metazoa; Chordata; Actinopteri; Moronidae
Gene: snapc4
Product: small nuclear RNA activating complex, polypeptide 4
Exons: 22
Coding region: 326-5590 (1754 amino acids)
Source: RefSeq, a predicted model, not a curated record
AAGCUGAUAAAGUGCGGAUGAUUUGAGCUGCGGUUUGCUUGCGGUGUUUGCGGUGUUUGCGGUGUUUGUGCGGUUGCUGGUUAAUGAACGGACACACAGACAGAAACAGUCUCAGCUGAAGACUUUGAACCGGAACUAAGAGAACAAUGGCACAGCGCGGGAAGAGUGGUCCCGCCGCACAGCCUGCUGGGUAAUAUGUUAACGACAGAGUGACGUUGAUUGGAGCUCUGCGGCGCGAGGACGCUGAAACUGAAGAUCAAUCAAUAAAUCAAUCAAUAAAUCAAUCAAUAAAUCCAACGGUGAUCGGACGGAAGCUGCACGAGACAUGUCUGUCUCUCUGUCCACAGAGAGAGACAGGAUCCAGCGACAGGUGGAGGAGCUGGAACAGAGUCUGUCUGUAACACAGGCUGAAAUGGAGCUGCUGAGCAGUGAGACAGAUGAUGACGACACAGAGGAGGAGGCAGGACAGUCUGCAGCAGUUCUGUUGGCUGAGAGAGAGAAGAUCCAGAAGGAGAUCCAGAACCUGGAGAAUGUCCUUGGACCACACAGUCCUGUCUAUGUGUCAGAUGAUGACAGUAGCAGCGGCAGCAGUGAUGAGAGUGAGCUGGGUCUGUCUCUGUCAGUGGACUCGUGUCUUCAGAUGAACCUCGUCUACCAGCAAGUCAUUGAGGAGACUCUGGACCAACUGGAGACACUACUGACUCACAACCACAGACAGCAGAAGGAGGUGGUGACCCAGCUGUCUGGACCAAUCAAAGAGCCCUCCCGGGAACAGCGCCCGCCCUCCUCCUACCAGCAGCCAAUCAACAUGUUCCUGGGACGCUUCCUCAAACCGUACUUCAAGGACAAACUGACAGGACUGGGUCCUCCAGCCAAUCAGGAGACGAAGGAGAAGGCCCGAUGGAUGACGGGUUGUCUGGACGACAAGAAAGUGAAAAUAAAACGAUGGGAGAGCUGGCAGAAAACUUUAUUGAUCCACUCAGUAGCCAAAGACGCUCUGAGGAGACUCAUCCAACCCAAACUGUCCAGGUUGGACUACCUGAGUCAGAAGCUGUUGUCAGCAGGGGAGACAGACAGGCAGCAGCUCAGACAGCAGAUAGACAGUGUGGAGAGAGAGAUCGACCUGCUCAGAGGGAAGAAGGAGGAGGAGCUGAUUGGUGAUCGAUAUGAUGAACAUGAUUGGCAGAAAAUCUCUAACGUUGAUUUUGAGGGGACGAGGGAGGCGGAGGACAUCCGUUGUUUCUGGCAGAACUUCCUGCACCCGUCCAUCAAUAAGAGUCGAUGGAGUCAGGAGGAGGUGCAGCAGCUGAAGGAGAUCAGCAGGAGACACGGAGAGAGACACUGGGAGACCAUCGCUGCUGAGCUGGGGACGGGGAGGACAGCCUUCCUGUGUCUGCAGACGUUCCAGCGCUUCGUCUCGGACUCGUUGAGAAACAACAGUUGGACUCCGGACGAAGACGUUCUGCUCAGAGAGCUCGUGGACAAGAUGAGUAUCGGAAACUUCAUCCCCUACACGCAGAUGAGUUACUUCAUGGAGGGUCGUGACCCCGCUCAGCUGAUCUACAGGUGGAACCAGGUCUUGGACCCGAGCCUGAAGAAAGGUCCGUGGACCCAACAGGAGGACCAGCUGCUGCUGCAGGCUGUCUCUCGUCACGGGGAGAAGGACUGGUGGAAGAUCCGGUCUGAGGUUCCUGGACGCACUGACAGCGGCUGCAGAGACAGGUACUAUGACAGUCUGAAGGCGGGAACAAAGAGAGGAGGGUUCGACAAACAUGAGCGAGAGCUGCUGCUGCAGCUGGUGGAGAAACACGGAGUCGGUCGCUGGGCGAAGAUUGCAGCAGAGAUUCCUCAUCGUAAUGACGCUCAGUGUCUUCGUGAGUGGAGGAAACUGAGCAGACAAGCUCUACUUCCUGCUCAGAUAAGAAAGAAAACUAGAAAACCACCAACGAGUUGUGGAGGACUGAAGGAGGAGGAGAGGAAGAAGAAGAAGAAGAAAAAGAAGGAGGAGGAGAAGAAGCUGGUUGCCCCGGUCAAGAGAAUCAGGACACUAAGAAAAGUGAAGGAGGAGGAGGUGGAGAUGGGGGAGACCAGUGAGGAGGAGGAGUUUGUGAUGGAGUUCAUGGACUCUGAUGGAGAGGAGAAGAAGAAAAGGAAAGGGGUAGUGGAAGCAUUAAGGGUUGAGGAGAAGGAGGUGGAGAAGGAGGAGGAAGCAAAGGAGUACACCUUCCCUCCCAUACAGGAGUGGAUUCCAACAGAAAGAGCUCAGUGUUCUACCUUCCUGAGCUUUCGACCGGCGGAGUUGCCUUCCUCCGGAGACGCCCACAACGGGAAACCAGUCCGGACGACCAUCCUGGGUGAUUUCGGCCGCUCCGUGAUCAUUGGACCACCUCCCAAAGAGCUGCAGUUGGAGCGGCACCACAGCACCAGCACCAUGAUGAUGGUGUCACCUGAACAGCUGCAAGCCCACCUGUACCACCUGGCGGACAAGUUCAACGGCUCCCAGGGGAAGGUCCAAACCAGCAGACUGAACCUCCUGGUGUCGGACAAAGGGCUGGAGUACAAGCUGCGGGCUGCGGUGACACCGUGGAUCGGCAACCUGCUGAUCCCGUCAAAAACCAGACUGACUGUUGCCGACGCCCUGAGAGAGCAAGGUCAGAAGACCCCGCUCUCCUCCACAUCCGUCUUCCUGCUUCUCCUCCAGACCAUGAAUGUGGACUCUGUGGGCUGUAAGAAGAUUAUAGAGAAGAGGAAGAACAACGUGGCAUUAUUUACACCACCUUCACGCCGCUUCUCUGUCCAGAAAGUGAUCCCAAACAGCGUUGCACAUCUCCUGCAGCAGAAGGAGGCGAAGGAGGAACUAGACUUGCAGCACAAACUGAUCCUGGCGCAGCUUCAGGAGGUGCAGCAACAGAAACGGCUCGAAAAGCAACAACUGCAGCUCAAUCAGCAACUACAACCACAGCAACACCUUCAGCUUGAACAGCAACUGCGACUGCAGCAACUCAUGCUGCUGCAGCAACCUUCUCUUCCUUGCCACCCGACAGUGCCUCCUCAGAAUCGCCCCAGCUUUCUCCUUCAGAUGCCCCCUCAGAUGUCGUUUCCUCCUGCAGUCUUCUUUUCUCAACAGCAGCCUCACUCUGCCUCCAUCCAGCUUGUGCCUCCCUCUUCCCUGACCCCCCCACCUCUCUGCAGACCUACGUUACCUGCACCUCCUGCUCCACAUAUACCAAAUGUUUCUCCAAUUUCUGUGGUCCCAGUGACCGUGAACGCCACAUCUACCUACUCUACCUCUGACCGGAAACAAACUGGACCUCAAAACCUCACAGUUGCCGUUGCCCCUGCCCCUUCCCCUAACCAGCAUAUUUCUGUUGAAUCCACCUCCAGCCAGCCUUGUCCUGUCCACAGUCCACCUUGCUCCACCCUGGAUCCACUCAAAGGGAAGGGGCAAACGGUGGACCAACAGGCUGUUUGCAGCAGUCAGAAUGGGGUGCAUUUGAGCGGGGCAGGUGAUGUUGUUAUUGAGAAGGGAAAGAGGAUCCGAAAGCUCAGUCUGAAGGCCAAAGCUCUGCAAGAAGCCAAGACUGAAGUCGAGAAGAAAUCGGCUCCGUCUCCACGACAGAAAUCUCAGCGGUCUCGUCUCCAGACCGCCGUCCCUGUUCCUCCUCAGCCAGUCUGCACUGCUCCCGUCCAGCCGAUACCUCAGACUCCUCAGUGGACUCCUCCCCCUGCAGCUCCUCAAAGACCACCUCCUGCCACAGAAACUGAAGCUCCUUCACUGCAGGAAGCUCCUCCUCUCAGACUGGAUGUCCGUCCUGUGUCUGUGAACGCCACACCAGCCUUCUCUGAUAGCUUAACCCGGCCCUCCUCCAUACCAACCAAUCAGUGCACUGCACCCUCCAAUUCAGGCUUACCUGCUAUUUUUCGCAAAGAACAUGACUACAGCUUUUUAAAUCCUGCCCCUGCCCCCAAUCAAUCAAGCCCCGCCCCCAAACAGACAAAGCCCAGGUGGCGGAAAUCUGGCCCCGCCCCCAAAAAGACUCCCAGGGCCCCAGCCAGAGGGAGGAAACGAGGGAGGGGGAGCAGUCAGGAUGAGCAAUAUGUGGGCAGGGCAGAUGGGACAGUGGGUGGGGCAGAUGGGACAGUGGGUGGGGAAGGUGAGGCAUCAUUGGGUGAGGCAGGUGAGGCACCAGUGGGUGGGGCAGGUGAGGCACCAGUGGGUGGGGCAGGUGAGGCAGUGGGUGGGGCAGGUGAGGCAUCAGUGGGCGGGGCAGUUACAGGUGUGAUCCAGGAAGGAAAGAGGGUUCGGAAGCCGAGUCAGAGGGCAAGAGCUCUACAGGAAGCUGCUCAGGUCGUGGUUGAAACCAAGAAGAAGAGAACUUCUUCUUCUUCUCCUCGUAAGAAGCGACCUUCUACGUCUCGCUCUAAACAGGAAGUUGUGGUCCAGAAUCGGCCAGUGACCCCGGUACCCAGGUUCUUUUUGGGUCCCGGUCAAUCCAUGUGGGUCAUGACUCCUGGGGGGCUGGUCCAGCUAGCAAAAGCCCCGCCCCAAGGCCUGCAGUUCCCAUUAGUACCAAGUGCCCCCAUUCCAGCUCUGCCCCGGAAUAAAUUAAACCCCCAGCCAUCCCCUCUUGCACCCAAACCCACCGGCAUGAAUCAGCCCAGUCCUCUUAAUGCUUCGCCCACUGGUCUCUCCAAGCCCCUCCCCCCAGGCUUCAUCCUGCAACCAGUCCGAACCCCCGCCCCCCGCCUGCCCCAGCAGAAACUCCUCCUUCCAUAUAAGGGCGCGGUGAGAGUGGACCCUGCCGCGGCCCCUCCCCUCAGGAGAGAGGCGCUGCAGUUCGACCCCUCCCUGAUGUUUGUGGAGUCUCCGGCGGCGGUGCGUGAUUGGCUGAGUGGGCAGGGAGGAGUGGCAGUACCUGGAGAAGGCCCUGCUCUUCCCUACCUGCCACCGUUCGUCAGCAGUCUGAGCACGCUCAGUGCGCUACUGCUGGCCCAGAAGUCUCUGACCAAAUCGUCCCUGCGGUUGUUGUGUCAAGGGUCCAAACCCCGACGCCCCCAAACCGGACCUGAAAGCCAGAGGACACCCAGUCCUUCUCCAGACCUCCCAGACUCUACGUCUGACCUGAGACCAGCUGCAGACCAACCAGCUCCUGCUGUCGGCUCAGACCUCCCACAGGAGGAGGCAGAGGAGGCGGAGCUUGUGGUGGCGGUACGUCAGCUGGUGGCGGAGCGUUUCUCAAGUAACCCCGCCUACCAGCUGCUGAAGGCCCGCUUCCUGUCCUGCUUCACUCUCCCCGCCCUCCUGGCCACCGUGCAGCCAAUCACAGAGAAGACUGCGUCCCGCCCAGCCAAUGAGGAGGAGGAGGAGGAGGAUGAAGAGGAGGACGAGGAGGAGGUGGAACUGGAGAAAAUCCGUGAAAAAGGAAAACAGAGGAGAGCCCAGAAAUCUUUGCUGCUGUGUGACGGCUCAGGAGCUCCAUCCAAUCACUUCUCAGGAAUCAUCAACACACCCGCCGGACCAGACCAGACCGGACCAGUACAGCCCGGAUCAGAUCGGACCAGUAGCAACCAGACUGUCGGUGUCCAGUGAAAACCACAGUUGUGAAGUUUGUUGGUUGAGUUUAGAAACAGAACUGGAGAUAAAAAGAUUUGUGAGUUUGAAGAAGUUGAUUAUUUAAAAUAAAUGUUUUUCACUGGACACUAACAGACCAGAUCAGACUGGAUCAGACCAGAUCAGACUGGAUCAGACUGGAUCAGACCAGAUCAGACCAGGUUAAGUUGAGAUCUCAGAAUGUCGACAGGUGCGUUUAAAGACCCUCUGAAAUUUGAGAAUUUAACAUAUUCCGAUAAUCCAGAGCUGGUUCUAAAAUGUCUGAGUGUUCUUGAAUGCACCAUCAGUGAGCGAUCAAUAGAAUCAGUCGAUAGAAGAGUUCAGUGUGCAGAGACUGCUGCAGCUCCGUGGUGCCUUCAGGAACAUCAGGAGUUGUAAAGUGGUAAAAUAAAGAGUAUAAAAUAUAUAUUUUGUUAUUUUUACUUUUUAUUAAAGUUGUGUAAAUAAAUGAUAUUAAGUUAUAAUGUAAUGAUAGUGAUUGGUCAUGAGCUGGUACAUUUGUAAUAAAGAGAAGCAGGUGAAACUA